AUGGCGUGCUUUUCCCAAAGACCGGACGAGUUCAAGCCGGAGCAUGAAACAUGGUCUGCCUACGUGGAGCGCAUGGAGCUGCUGUUUGAGGCUCAUGAUGUGGACGAUGGAAAGAAAGUUCCCGUCUUGUUGAGCUCAGUCGGCGCAGCGACGUAUGGUCUUCUACGCAACCUGGUUCAGCCUGACAAGCCAAAGGACAAAACUUUUGAUCAGGAUGUGACCAUUCUACGAGACUACUAUGAACCAAAACCUUUGGUCAUCGCCGAGCGAUUUAGGAUCAUGGAGAACGUGAUGAGAGACCUCAACGUCCUGGUUUACUUGGAUGACCUGCUAGUGAUGGGCAGGGACGAAGCUGAGCAUCUGCUGAACCUGGACAGAGUUCUACAGCGGCUACAAGAAAACGGCCUGAGAGUAAAAAAGUCAAAGUGUGACUUUGGGAAAACACAAAUCGAGUACCUAGGUCACAUGUUGGAUGGAAAAGGAGUUUACCCUUCUAAAGACAAGGUCAGAGCCGUGCAUGAUGCUCCAACGCCCACAAACAUCAAAGAGCUCAGGGCUUUCCUAGGGCUAGUGAACUACUACGGUCGCUUUUUGCCGCAGCAAAGUACUGUUUUGGCCCCACUCUACAAACUGCUAAAAGACCAAACAAAAUGGAGGUGGAGUAAAGUGGAACAGAGCGCUUUUGAUGAAAUGUUGACCGGUGACAAGGUGUUAGUUCACUAUGAUCCGAGCCUGCCGCUUUCUCUCGCAUGUGAUGCUUCAGCGUACGGAAUUGGAGCCGUUAUUCAGCACACAACGCAUGACGGACAAGAGCGUCCAGUAGCCUAUGCUUCUCGUACACUCUCACCGGCGGAAAAGAACUACUCACAGAUAGAAAAGGAGGCGUUAAGCCUGGUGUACUGUAUGGAGUAA
Messenger RNA from Knipowitschia caucasica, 912 nucleotides. Lineage: Eukaryota; Metazoa; Chordata; Actinopteri; Gobiiformes; Gobiidae. The record is from the annotation of a GenBank genome assembly.